CAAUGCGCUGGUCUUUGAUUGGACAUUUCGAACGUCAAUCAUAGUUGAGAAGGCUUGCUGGGAUUGAACAGGUUGAGGAAGGCUGCAGAAACCACCAACUAAAUAAACAACGUAUUGACUAAACACGCAAACUGGAAGGGCUCAGCGCGGUGUGGGUGCCCAGGGAUCCACUGCCUGAGUGUGGGGAGCGAAGCGGACGGACCCCCCCAGCCAUGAACCACACCAAAGGAGGACUAGUCAUCUUUAGCGCUAACUCUCAUCCCUCCAGCCGAGAGUUGAGCAGAAGGAUUUCCGAGCGGUUGGGGGUGGAACUUGGGAAGGUGCAGGUGUACCAGGAAGCUAACCGAGAGACACGUGUGCAGAUCCAGGAGUCGGUCAGAGGAAAAGAUGUUUUCAUCAUCCAGACUGUGUCCAAGGAUGUGAACACCACCAUCAUGGAGAUGCUGAUCAUGGUGUACGCGUGUCGGACGUCGUGCGCCCGGAACAUCAUCGGGGUGCUUCCCUACUUCCCCUACAGCAAGCAGUGUAAGAUGAGGAAGAGGGGCUCCAUUGUGUCCAAGCUGCUGGCCUCCAUGAUGUGCAAAGCAGGUCUGACUCAUCUCAUCACCAUGGAUCUCCAUCAAAAGGAGAUUCAAGGCUUCUUCAACAUCCCAGUGGACAACCUACGGGCCUCUCCCUUCCUUCUACAGUACAUCCAGGAGGAGAUCCCAGACUAUAGAAAUGCUGUGAUUGUGGCCAAAUCUCCUGCCUCUGCCAAAAGGGCCCAGUCCUUCGCUGAGCGCUUGCGUCUGGGUAUAGCUGUGAUCCACGGGGAGGCCCAGGAUGCAGAGUCAGACCUGGUGGACGGGCGCCAUUCUCCCCCCAUGGUCAGGACCACAGGAGCCAUCCACCCCAGCCUGGAGAUACCAUUGCUGAUCCCUAAAGAGAAGCCCCCCAUCACCGUGGUGGGAGAUGUAGGAGGGCGCAUCGCCAUCAUCGUGGAUGACAUCAUCGAUGAUGUGGACAGUUUUGUGGCGGCGGCCGAGACUCUGAAGGAGCGCGGGGCGUACAAGAUCUUUGUCAUGGCAACGCACGGCAUCCUGUCCUCGGACGCACCCAGACUCAUAGAGGAGUCUGCUAUCGACGAGGUGGUGGUCACCAACACCAUUCCUCAUGAGCUGCAGAAGCUGCAGUGUCCUAAGAUCAAGACGGUGGACAUCAGCAUGAUCCUGUCAGAGGCCAUCAGACGCAUCCAUAACGGGGAAUCCAUGUCCUAUCUGUUCCGCAACAUAGGGAUGGACGACUGAACACACACACAGGCCCCCACACACACACUCUAACCAGGAUCUGGACGUGUGCUGGUGUGUGUUAGUGGACAGAGUAUGAGGGUAAAGGCUGUGCUCUGGGUUUCCUAUGACUGAACAGAAAUACUGAUAUUUAAACCGUUCUGACAAUAGUUGGCCAACUAGUUUGUUGCCAUAGCGAUGUUAGACAUACAGGGUUCCGGGACUGGACUAAGUUAUAGCUGGGAAUCAAGACUGAAGCAGGUCUUUGUUAUUGGUACUCACAUGAAAUGUUUUUGUAUUCAUAUACUUCUAUAUCACUGAGAUGAAUAAAUGAAAAUAACUUAA
This is a messenger RNA of Osmerus eperlanus (European smelt), 1610 nucleotides long. It is a transcript of the gene prpsap2, whose product is annotated as phosphoribosyl pyrophosphate synthetase-associated protein 2. Bases 213 to 1286 code for a protein of 357 amino acids. Gene Ontology annotation, cellular component: ribose phosphate diphosphokinase complex; cytoplasm. The record is from RefSeq and is a predicted model, not a curated record. Gene Ontology annotation, molecular function: ATP binding; ribose phosphate diphosphokinase activity; magnesium ion binding. The transcript is spliced from 11 exons. Lineage: Eukaryota; Metazoa; Chordata; Actinopteri; Osmeriformes; Osmeridae. Gene Ontology annotation, biological process: purine nucleotide biosynthetic process; 5-phosphoribose 1-diphosphate biosynthetic process.